AUUAGAAAUCGUGUUGUUCCACAAUUCUCUGUCAGUCACGGUCAACCUUUCUUCGUCCUUACAUUAUGGCCGUAUAAUGAUGUCUGUUUAAGGACUAGACUUACGGCCAGCAGGGCAAAGGUAGAUAUGGCAAGCCCCAUAUCGUUUCGAGGCAUCAUAUUGGUGCUUAUCAUAAGUACAGCUUUAGCUGAAUUGAAUCAAGAUGUACAACUAAGUUCUCAACAGUCGGAAAAUGUCAAUUUACGACAAAAGCGCGACCUUGGGGACGAUGAAGAAUCUACUCCUGAAUCAGAUGCGGAUUCAAAUAACGAAGUAUUGGCAAAUACCGAUUCUCAUGCCGAUAAAGAAUCGACAAACGAAUCGAUGACCGAUUCCAAAAGCGACGAAGAAUCGACUAAAGAAGCAAAUUCCGGUUCCAUUGCCGAUGAAGAAUCGACUAAAGAAUCGAAAUCCGCUUCCACUGCCGAUGAAGAAUCGACUAAAGAAGCAAAUUCCGGUUUCAUUGUCGAUGAAGAAUCGAAUAAAGAAUCGAAAUCCGCUGGCACUGCCGAUGAAGAAUCGUCUCAAGAAUCGAAUUCCGGUUCCACUGCCGAUGAAGAAUCGACUAAAGAAUCGAAAUCCGCUUCCACUGCCGAUGAAGAAUCGACUAAAGAAUCGAAUUCCGGUUCCAUUCCCGAUGAAGAAUCGAAUAAAGAAUCAAAAUCAGGCUCCCAUAGCGAUGAUGAAGAAGACAAAGAGGAUGAAGGCAGUGGAUCAUCUGAAGCCGAAAUUCAGCCGGUUCAACAAGAGAGCGAUGAAGGUCCUAUCUCAAAACGCCAAAGCAUCGCAACAGCGAACAUCCUUAAAUGUUGCCCUGUGAACACCAAAUGUGGACCAAAUGUGCCUCCUUGUGCCGCAUAUGCUGCUGCUCCUGUCACUCAACAGCCACCCAAGGCUGUUACACCCAACAUUAAAGCAGACGAUAAGCAGUUGCAAACUGUUUCUACAAAGGUAGCAAAGCCCCAACCCAAAGGACAGAUAGCAUUUGGUGAGCAGUCAUACGACAAUUCAUACUCUAAUGAAUAUUCAGCUGGACAACAAUCGCCUAAUUCUUACUACGAACAGCAACCUUACUAUGGCAGUCAGUCUGUACAACAGUCUUACGCACCUCAGCAAGUGGACACUCAAUACACUCCCGAUUAUACAGAUGAAGUUGAGAAGCAAGCCGUAGAAGAAGAGAACACCCUUGACGCCGAGGCAGAGAAGAGUAUUCCACCAGCCUCUGCUCUACAGACAGAGGAACACAGCGAUAUCGAUGAUACCACUGACAACCUAGGCGAUCUAACAGACCCUAACAACCCUCUGUUUGGCAAAUACGACGUACCUUCUCCAACCAAGUCUUCUGUGUUCUGCCCACCUUGUCCAAAGCCUACCCGGUCAACUGCUUGCUCAGCUAGAAUUGAUCUUGCUUUUGUUAUUGAUGGUUCCUCGAGUGUUGAACGUUAUGGCGUCGGAAAUUUCCGCAGGACCAUCAACUUCAUACGCGACCUGACAACCUUAUUUGCCGUAUCAAAGACCAAUACAAGAAUAGCUGCAAUGGUUUAUGGCACUCGAGCAUAUCCAUUAUUUGAUUUCAAUGCUUAUACAAACAAUAAGAGAAUUUUCCACGCAUUUAAUCGGCCAGUUCGAUACCCAAGAACAGGAGCUCGUACCGGUAAUGCCUUAAAAGCUGCUUAUGACAGAUUCUUUAAAAGAAAUCGACGUACUGGAGCGCAGCGGGUCAUCGUGGUGCUUACUGACGGAAAAUCCAAAGAUAAUGGUCUGCCUCGUAUCGCAAGGUCUAUUAAAGCACGUGGUGUGAAGAUAUUUGCUGUUGGUCUUGGUCGUUAUUUUAACGCCAAGGAACUGGAUAGCUUUGUGUCACGAAAAAUCAAUGAACACGUUUUUACUUCUGAUUGGAAACAACUGAAACACAUCAGUAAUGAUUUGAAGAAACACAUUUGCUUAGGAGCUGGCGGUCACUUAGUAACCUCUAAACUACAGCCUUGCAUCUGUGGUAAAACAACACCUUCAACUCCUGCACCAGGUAAAACUACUACUCCGAAAAAAGGAAGCCCAGGUGGACCAGGUGGGCCAGGAGGUCCAGGUGGACCAGGGGGACCUGGUGGUCCAGGCGGUCCAGGCGGUCCAGGUGGGCCAGGAGGUCCAAAGAAAACGACAACGCCAAAGCCUGGUGUUACAACGAAACCAACCAAAAAACCAGGAUCACCAGGAGGUCCAGGAGGACCAGGUGGACCUGGAGGACCAGGUGGACCGGGAGGACCAGGUGGACCGGGAGGACCAGGUGGACCAGGGGGACCGGCAGGGCCAGGUGGACCAGGUGGACCAGGAGGCCCAACAACUGUACCUGGUAAGCCCACCCCAACUACUCGUCAACCUGGCAAACCGGGAGGRCCUGGUGGUCCUGGAGGACCAGGAGGUCCAGGAGGUCCAGGAGGUCCAGGAGGCCCAGGUGGCCCAGGAGGGCCAACCACUCCAAAACCAGGAAAGACAACCAAGCCAACCGCUAAGCCAACGAAAAAGCCUGGAACACCAGGUGGUCCAGGUGGUCCAGGUGGGCCUGGAGGACCAGGUGGACCAGGAGGCCCAGGAGGUCCCAGUGGACCUGGAGGACCAGGAGGUCCUGGUGGACCAACUACUCCCCUUCCAGGACGACCAACAAGACCAACAACCCCUACUAAGAAAAAGCCAGGUUCUCCAGGAGGGCCAGGAGGACCAAGUGGGCCUGGUGGUCCUGGUGGUCCAGGUGGUCCAGGAGGGCCUGGUGGACCCGGAGGACCAGGGGGUCCUGGUGGUCCAACAACACCAAAAUCAGGACGAACAACUACUCCAACAAAAAAAAAGCCAGGAACUCCAGGAGGACCAGGUGGACCAUCUGGACCUGGUGGUCCUGGAGGACCAGGUGGUCCAGGAGGACCAGGUGGGCCCGGAGGGCCAGGUGGACCAGGUGGCCCUGGAGGUCCAGGAGGGCCUGGUGGCCCAACUACUUCACCAAGCAGAGGACCACAAUUACCAACAACACCACCACGUUAUCAGCCAGGAAAACCAGGUGGGCCUGGAGGACCUGGAGGACCAGGAGGGCCAGGAGGGCCCUCUGGACCAGGAGGACCAGGAGGACCGGGUGGCCCAGGAGGACCAGCAGGACCAGGUGGGCCAGGUGGGCCUGGGGGACCAACAACUAAACGUCCGGGAAAGCCAGGAGGCCCAGGGGGACCAGGAGGACCAGGAGGUCCUGGUGGACCAGGUGGGCCUGGGGGACCAACAACUAAACGUCCGGGAAAGCCUGGAGGCCCAGGAGGACCAGGUGGACCAGGAGGACCUGGUGGACCAGGUGGUCCAGGAGGUCCAGGUGGACCAGGUGGUCCAACAACUCCAAAACCAGGAACAAAAACAACGCCUACAACUCCUACUCGAAGGCCAGGGAAACCUGGUGGUCCAGGUGGUCCUGGUGGUCCUGGUGGUCCUGGUGGACCAGGAGGCCCAGGAGGCCCAGGUGGACCAAAUGGAUUCCCCACUACAAAACCAGGAGAGAAGACUAAGCCAACAAAACGCCCAGGUAAACCAGGAGGGCCUGGAGGUCCAGGAGGUCCCGGAGGUCCAUCAGGACCCGGAGGUCCUGGUGGACCAGGGGGACCCGGAGGACCAGGAGGUCCAGGAGGUCCAGGUGGACCUGGUGGACCAGGAGGACCUACAGUUAGUCCUCCCGGCAAAACAACAAAACCAACAAAAAAGCCUCCAGGAACACCAGGUGGACCAGGUGGUCCUGGAGGGCCAGGAGGUCCAGGAGGACCUGGUGGACCAGGUGGGCCUGGUGGUCCUGGAGGACCAGGCGGCCCCACAACACCAAAGAAGGGUAAGACAACUAAACCAACUAAAAGGCCAGGAAGACCCGAAGGACCUGGUGGUCCUGGUGGGCCUGGAGGUCCUGGUGGACCAGGAGGCCCAGGAGGACCUGGUGGUCCUGGAGGACCAACAACACCAAAACCUGGAGUUACUACAACGCCUACAAAGCAAAAACCUGGUAGACCAGGAGGCCCUGGAGGACCCGGAGGACCAGGCGGUCCUGGUGGCCCAGGGGGACCAGGUGGCCCGGGAGGACCUGGGGGACCUGGUGGCCCAGGAGGUCCUGGAGGACCCGGAGGUCCAGGAAGCAAACCAAAAACUACCCCCACGACAAGAAGACCAGGAUCUCCUGGAGGACCAGGAGGACCAGGAGGACCAGGUGGACCGGGCGGGCCUGGUGGACCAGGUGGGCCUAGUGGACCUGGUGGACCAGGAGGACCAGCUGGACCAACAACACCUACAAAACGUCCUGGAUCCCCAGGUGGACCAGGAGGACCAGGCGGGCCAGGAGGACCUGGAGGACCCGGCGGACCAACAACAGCGCCUCCAGGUAAGCCAGGAGGACCUGGGGGACCUGGUGGUCCUGGAGGACCUGGAGGACCCGGAGGACCAGGAGGACCAACAACAGCAUCACCUGGAAAACCAGGAAGUCCAGGAAAGCCGGGAGGACCGGGAGGACCCGGAGGACCAGGUGGUCCAGGGGGACCUGGUGGCCCUGGUGGACCUGGUGGACCUGGUGGACCAACAACUCCAAAACCAGGAACGCCUGGAGGACCAACAACGGCACCAAAACCCGGUAAGCCAGGAGGACCAGGAGGACCUGGAGGUCCCGGAGGACCUGGAGGACCAGGAGGGCCAGGUGGUCCAGGGGGACCUGGAGGCCCUGGUGGCCCAGGAGGUCCAACAACCCCAAAGCCGGGAGUCACAACAACACCAACAAAGAAAAAGCCAGGUUCACCAGGUGGCCCGGGAGGGCCAGGUGGUCCUGGGGGGCCUGGAGGCCCCGGUGGGCCUGGGGGUCCAGGUGGCCCAGGUGGACCUACAACAACUAAACCAGGUGUUACCACAACUCCAACAAGGAAAGCUCCUGGUAGUCCAGGAGGUCCUGGAGGACCUGGUGGCCCUGGAGGUCCAGGGGGUCCAGGGGGCCCUGGAGGCCCUGGAGGUUCAGGAGGACCAACUACACCUAAACCAGGUGUUACCACAACUCCAACAAGGAAAGCUCCAGGUAAUCCAGGAGGUCCUGGAGGACCCGGUGGCCCUGGAGGUCCAGGAGGUCCAGGGGGUCCUGGAGGCCCUGGAGGUCCAGGAGGACCGACUACACCAAAGCGCGGACAGAAAACAACUCCAACAAGAAAAGCACCAGGCACUCCAGGUGGACCCGGUGGCCCAGGGGGUCCUGGUGGUCCAGGUGGACCAGGUGGUCCUGGAGGUCCAGGUGGACCGGGAGGACCAACUACACCGAAGCCAGGACAGAAAACCACGCCAACAAAAAAAGCUCCUGGAACUCCAGGGGGACCUGGGGGUCCUGGAGGUCCAGGUGGUCCCGGUGGCCCAGGAGGACCUGGAGGCCCAGGAGGCCCUGGGGGACCAACCACGCCUAAACGGGGAGCUACAACAACUCCAACAAAAAAACGUCCAGGAACACCCGGAGGACCAGGAGGCCCGGGAGGCCCGGGAGGCCCAGGAGGACCUGGUGGACCUGGAGGGCCAGGAGGGCCAGGUGGACCAACUACUAAACGCCCAGGUAAACCAGGAGGUCCCGGUGGUCCAGGUGGACCAGGCGGACCAGGCGGACCAGGAGGACCAGGUGGACCAACAACUAAACGACCAGGAACGCCAGGAGGGCCAGGAGGACCUGGUGGCCCUGGUGGUCCCGGAGGACCAGGWGGACCAGGUGGACCGGGAGGACCAGGUGGCCCUACAACUAAACGCCCAGGAAAACCAGGGGGACCAGGAGGGCCCGGCGGCCCUGGUGGUCCUGGAGGGCCAACCACUAAGCCACCUGGAACGCCUGGGGGACCGGGAGGACCCGGAGGACCUGGAGGUCCAGGAGGCCCAGGAGGCCCUGGUGGGCCAGGAGGACCAGGAGGACCAACAACGGCUCCCCCUGGUAAGCCAGGAGGACCAGGAGGACCUGGAGGUCCCGGAGGACCUGGUGGGCCAGGAGGGCCAGGAGGGCCAACAACUGCGCCUCCAGGCAAACCAGGUGGGCCAGGUGGGCCCGGUGGUCCCGGAGGUCCCGGAGGUCCAGGUGGACCAGGGGGACCAGGCGGACCCACUCAACCUUGCAAGCAUAAAACUACUCCUCGACCUGGUGGCCCUGGAGGUCCCACUAGCGGGCAUCCAUGUUACACAAUUCCGCCAGGCUACACGAUUGUCCGUAAGACUACUACUCCUAAGCCAAAUGUACCUGUUGGCCCGGGUGUUACAACUGCUUCUCCAACAAAACCCACUCGGCCUGCAAUUACUACUCCUUAUAACAAAGUUUGUAAGACAGCUAUGGAUUUGGCAUUUGUUGUCGAUGCAUCUAGUAGUGUUGGUGUACGCAACUUCCGUCGUGUCAAGAAGUUCCUUAAUAAGAUUGCCAAUUCUUUUAUUAUUGGACCUCGCAACGUCAGAAUAGGAGCUGUGGUGUUUUCGUCAAGACCUCAACUCGCUUUUGGCUUUAAUGCAGCUCUCACCAAACGUGCUGUAAAGAAAGCAAUUAGUCGCCGAAUAAGAUUCCUGAGAGGUGGAACAUUCCUUGGACGAGCUCUAAGACUGGCAAAGAACCGUUUGUUUGCAAGUUCAUCUCCAUCGAGAAAGAAGACUUUAAUCGUUGUCACAGACGGUAUAGCUAUCGAUAAUAUUCUAAAACCAAUACAACUUUUAGUUGCCAUGAAGGUCGAUGUCUUUGCUGUUGGAGUGGGCAAAGACUUUAGUAGACAGCAGCUGUUAACAAUAGCAAAAGACCCUCAACACGUCUACAACAGUCCUUUCAAAAAUCUUAAGGAGCUUGUCUCUCGUUUAAGCAAGAAGACCUGUUACGAGUCAAAUGGAGUAACAGAAUCGAAAACCAAGCCUACGAGACGACCACGAUUCCCCAAACCCGUUGGCAUCUAUCCAUUUACCAAGAAGAUUCAAGGAAAAGACAUUGGUCCAAUCCAGAACCCUACAGGAAGAUUAUAUGGUGUUAGGCCAGACCGAGGACCAAAUGGUAGACCUGGUGGAUCUACCAGAUUCCCCGGACGUCCAGGAAGCAAUGCUGUCUUACCUAAUAAGGGUGGUUUGGAUCCUCGUGACUCUAUUACCAUUAUUGCCUGGGUGAAGCCAUCGAAGCCUGGAACGAUUCUAGAAUAUAUUCCCCGUGGUGUGAAACUGAACAUGCUUACUCGCAAAAUUCUACGAGUUACCUUCAAACGACGUAACGGAAAGCCUGCCAAACCUGUUACCAGCCGGCAACGCGUCAAACCCGAUCAAUGGAACUACAUCGCUGCUACUUAUGACCAAAAAAGAAAUCAAGCCACCCUUUGGCUUAAUUCUCGCCCUAUCACUUCCAGGAAUAUUGGCUGGAUUAGACUAAAGACGAACACCAGGAAAAUACGCAUCGGCGGAAGAAGCUUCCGUGGUUCAAUCUCUUGCGUGCAGAUCUAUGGUCAAGCUUUGGAUGGAGAGCAAAUCAAGGCUGUCCAGGAUCUUUGUAUUGAACCAGGUGAACCUAAACCAACCAAGGCUCCAACACGCACCCCAAGACCUCGUCUACCUCCCCCUCUGGCGUUCUAUCCCCUAAAUAAGCGCGUUAAGGGACGCGACGUUAGUCCCAAGAAGAACCCACAAGCCAAAUUGGUGAACAUCAAGUACGAGCCUGGUGUCGAUAAUAACCCUGGUGGGUCAAUCAGAUUCCGAGGACGUCCGAAUAGUUAUGCCGAGUUCCCAAUCAAAAAAGGCAAACCAAAACGCCCCACAGAUGAAAUCACAAUACUUGCAUUUGUGUUUCCUGACGGCGGUGAAGGACCGAUCUUGACGAACUCUAAUCCACUUGGUGUCGGCAUUAAGUUAUUCAGUACAAAGAAAGGACUCUUCUCUCGAUUCACGUCACCAGCUAAGCCACGUACUAAGCCCGUCAAAACUCGCAAGCUGAGACAACGUACCUGGAAUUUUGUUGGUACAACGUACAAUAGACGUACUGGUAUUGCCAAGAUCUUCAUCAAUGCUAAAGAAGUUGCCAGGAAGAGAAUUGGUAGGCUGAAAGUUCCAAUUAAGAACUCGCUUCGUACUGGUGCGGUAAGACGAGAUCCUCGACGACUUCGAGGUAAAGUCACAUGUAUACAGAUAUAUCCAAAAGAGCUGACUGGAAUGCAGAUGCGAAUGGCAAAGAGGCUAUGCUUUAAAAAGAUUCGCCCAACCACGAAGCCAAGACCCGCAGGCCGUCCAACCAAGCCAAGCUCGGGCAAACCUUGUCUUGCUAACAUUGACGUUGGUUUCCUGGUUGAUGGAUCGGUCAGCAUUGAACGAAGACGCCCUGGAAAUUUUGCAAAGGUGAAACAUUUUGUGAAAAGAAUGGCUUCUGCCUUUGUGGUUAACCCUAAAGCAGCCAGAAUCGGUGCAGUAGUGUAUUCUUCUGGUGCCAGACCUGUCUUCGACUUUAACCGUUAUAAGGAUAUCAAUGGUGUUAAAAAAGCAAUCGACAGAAUGCCAUAUCCCGGUAAGAGUACCAAUACAGGAUUUGGUCUCAGGUAUGCACAUAGGUACCUCUUCCCAAGGACACCCAAAAGGCCCCGUAAGAGGGUACUGAUUGUCUUGACUGGUGGACGUUCAAUAGACGAUGUUCGUAUUGGUGCGUCUGGGUUAAAGACAACAGGUGUUGAGAUCAUUGUUGUUGGAGUUGGAUCUUCAAUUGACUAUCCUCAGCUUCUUCAGAUUGCUUCCUCGCGCAGCCACGUCGUCCGCACAGGAUUUUCUACUCUACCCAAUAUCAUUAAAGUAAUCAAGAGAAAGGCCUGCAGACGAGCACCAAGGCCCGUUGGACCUAUCAUUACUCCUCCCACCGGUCCAGUAGGCAAGCCUACAAGACCACGUCCACCGCGCCCUGUGGCUGUCUACCCACUCAGCGGUAUUACGGGAGGCCGUGACGUCACACCAUUCAGAAACCCCACUGGCCGUCUUGGUGAUGUUCGUACAGACUAUGGUCCGGAUGGUCUUCCGGCUGGUGCCACACGAUUCAAGGGAGCACCUAACAGUUACGUCGUCAUUCCAAACCGAAGACGUCUCGAUUUACGAGAUUCCAUUACUGUGCUGGCGUGGAUUAAGCCAUUCAGUCCUGGACCUAUAUUCCACUACAACCCUAAGGCGUGGGGUGUUCAUAUUUGGAUGGUCAGGCGUAAUACCUUGUUUGCUCGCUUUGUUCCUCGUUCAGGACGAUCAGUUAAGUUUGUCAUCAGUAACCGUAUUAAACCAGGAAAGUGGAACUAUAUUGGAGCUUCGUAUGACGAAAAGACAGGACGGGCAACUCUUUGGAAAGACGGAGUCCCAAUCGCCCAGAGAAGAAUUGGCAGAUUCAGACUCGCCACGAACUAUCCUAUCAUCAUGGGACGCAAACCAGGAGACAGACGACUAUUUUCUGGAAGUAUCUCGUGUGUACAGAUCUACAACAAGGCAUUGACUGGACAACAGAUUAAAGCAGUCAAGAAAAGAUGCUUCCGUAAAGCACCAAUAACAAAACCAACAGUACCAAGACCAGUCCCAGGAAGAUUAGUGGGUUUCUAUCCAUUAGACUCUAAUACUGGUGGACGAGAUAUUAGUCUUAACAAAGCACCCACGGCUAAGCUUAGUAACACAAGACCAGCCAAAGGACCUGACGGUACUAAACGAGGAGCUACAACUCUUUUGGGUGAACCAAACAGCUACAUCGAAAUACCAAAUGACGGCAAGCUUGAUGCAAAAGAUGCCAUUACUAUUUGUGCGUACAUCCAACAUGAUGGAAAUGCAGGACCUAUCGUCAACUUCAAGAGAGGACCCGCUUGGGGAGUGCAUUUCUGGAUGGCCAAACCCAAAGUGUUGUUUGCGCGUUUCGUUUCAAGAAAAGGAAAGAUGACAUCUCCUAUCUUCUCAAAGCCCAUCGUACCUCGUAGGGCGUGGGCAUUUGUAUGUACAUCCUAUGACAAGGACACGGGUAUUGCUAAACUGUGGCUGAACGGAAGUCCUAAAGUCGUAAAGAAAGUCGGUCGAUUCAGCCUUGCUACUAAGGAACCAAUUAGAAUUGGUGCAAAGAUCGGUGAUUCUAGGACGUUCCGUGGAAAGAUUGCUUGCGUGCAGAUUUAUAGUGCUGCUUUGUUCAAAAGACAAGUGAAAGAUGCAAUGAGAAGGUGCACCAAACGAGUCCCAGUUCCACCGACAACCAAACCACGUCCAACUAAAGCACCAGUCACUAAACCUAAAGGUCCACCUCGUCCUGUUAUCUUGUACCCAUUCGAUGGCAGUUUUACAAACCGUGAACUGCUCAACAGAAACCCUCCUGCCUUUAUGACUUUGGUAAGACCAGCUCCUGGUCCUGAUAAACGUCCAGGGGGCUCUUUCGAGCUUGAAGGACGCCCAGACAGCUACAUUAAGAUUCCUAACUUUGGUCGCCUUGAUGUCAUGCAUUCCAUCUCGAUUAUCAUGUGGGUGUACCCCAAGGGUCCAGGUCCGAUCCUCCAUUACGAUCCAAGUGGUGAAGGUGUUAAGAUCUGGUUUAUUAAGCCUAACAUCUUAAUGGUGCAGUAUGUCACACGAUCUCCUAGACGAUUAUUGCCAUACCUGGCAGGAAAGAUUACCAAAUGGAAAUGGAACUACAUUAGUACAACCUAUGACAAAAAGACUGGUAUAGCAGCUCUCUACAUCAAUAAAAAACUCGUUACCAAAAAGAAGAUCGGUAUUUUUGAUUUGGCUACCAAUUACCCCGUUGUGAUUGGUGCUAAGCCAGGCAAUAAAGARCGAUACCGCGGUAGAAUAUCUUGCCUGCAGAUUUUCGAUGUGGCUUUGACAGCUCGCCAGGUCUUUAACGCAAGAAGCAAGUGCUUUGGAUCCAGAGCACACCCAACAAUUAAAGCCUCGUCCAAACCAUGCCUGACAGAACCCAAACGUCUCAUCGCUGCGUACCCACUUAAUACCGAUACUCAAGGCAAGGAUAUUUCGAGUAACAACUUACCAGCACGUCUUGGUGACGUGGUACCAGCACGAGGACCAGAUGGCAUACCUGGAAGCUCUCUCUUCUUCAAGGGAAAACCAAACAGCUACGUCACAUUCCCCAAUAGAGGACCUCUUGAUACAAAAGAUGCCAUCACUAUGAUUGCUUGGAUUAAUCCAUACGGACAAUCAGGACCGAUCGCUAACUUCCAUCCUAAUGGCUGGGGAGUACACUGGUGGUAUAUUAGGCCUAAUAGAUUAUUUAUUAGGUUCAUCAAGAGGAAAGGCCGUCGAUCCACACCUCCUUUGGUAUACCGUCGCUUGAAACCUGGACGAUGGGCAUAUAUUGGUGCUUCCUACAGCAAGCGUACUGGAGUUGCAUCGUUGUAUGUGAACUCUCGUCGUGUAAAGAAAAAGUAUAUUGGAAGAUUCCGCCUUGCUACCAACUAUCCAAUCAGAAUGGGAGCUCGUAUCGGUGAUAAGAGAUACUUCAAGGGAAAACUCUCUUGUUUCCAAGUCUUUAACUAUGUUCUGAAACCAAGUGAAAUGGCAAAAAGAAAACGAUUUUGCUUCAGAAAAGGAGUUGGACCAACCCGAAGACCUCCCCCAUCGACGACACGUCUUCCCAAACCCGCUGCACUGUUCCCACUCAACCAAGGAACGCGCGGUAAGGAUCUGAAAAAACGAAACCCAUCAGCCAGACUCCGUAAUGUCCGCUACACGCGAGGUCCAUAUGGAAGGCCUGGUGGCUCCACUCGAUUCUUAGGAAAAGGAAACAGUUUUAUUCAAUUCCCUAACCGUGGUGGACUGGAUACUCAAGAUUCUAUUACCAUUCUUGCCUGGAUCUAUCCAGAAGGACGCCCUGGACCUAUCUUCAACUUCCAUCCCAAUGGAGAUGGUGUACAGCUGUGGGCAAGAGGACGACAAGGCAGAAUUCUCUCCGCUAUGUUCCCUAGACGAGUAGGAAGAAAAAAGACUCCUAUGACACAGAGACGUGUCCUUCAGCCAAGGAAAUGGCAAUUUAUAGGUGCUAAAUACGAUCCAAAAACAGGAUAUGCCUCUAUCUGGAAGAAUGGUCGACUUGUAGCAAGGCAGAGAGUGGGUCGGUUUAAGCUUGCUACCAACUAUCCUGCUCGCAUGGGAGCUCGUUUAGGCAACAAAAAGUACUUCAAGGGUAGAAUAUCAUGUCUGCAGGUCUAUAAAAAACCACUGACCAGAAGACAGAUCGUCGCAGCAAGACUUGCCUGCAGUGACUAUCGUCCGGCUCCUACUAAAAAACCAAUUGGCCGUCCAACUCGACGUCCUACCAGGGUUCGACCAAUCCGAGAGUCUCUCACACCGCUUGCAGUUUUCCCGUUCAAUUCUCGCACCCGUGGACGGGAUGUUGGAAGAAGGAGAAACAAACCUGCCAAAUUGGUUGGAGUUAGACCAGCUCCAGGUCCCGACGGCCGACGAAAGAGCUCGUACCAGUUCUUUGGAAAGUCAAAGAGUUAUAUCGAGAUUCCUAACAAUGGUGGAAUUGAUCCCGUUAAUUCCAUUUCUAUCUUGACGUGGGUGUAUACUCAGGGAAAACCAGGUCCAAUAGUGAACUUCCAUCCUUCAGGGUGGGGUGUCCAUAUUUGGAUGGUGUCACGUACAGCAGUGUUUGUUCGAUUCACCAGAAGAAGAGGACGUGUCCUGACAAGACCCUUGAUCUCUAAGAGAAUGGAACCAAAUAAAUGGAAGUUCAUCGCUGCUACAUACAACAGACAUACUCAAUACGCUGAGGUUUACAUCAAUGGCAGACGUGUGGCUAGGAAACGUAUUGGUAAGAUCCGUCUGGCUACCAAUUACCCAAUCCGACUGGGAUCUCGUAAAAAGGAUCCUAGGCGAUUUAAGGGCAGAAUUGCUUGUCUUCAAAUAUACAACAAGGCACUCAAUGCACGACAGAUCCGGGCCAGAAAGAACGUGUGCUUUGGACAAGGACGUUUACCCCGCCAAGUUUAUCCAAGUCCAGCUGGAAGAGUUUGCCGAGCACGAAUCGACAUUGCCAUCCUUAUGGAUAGUUCAGGAAGUAUCGAAUACUUUGGAAAAGGAAACUACGCACGCAUGCGCACCUUUGUUCAGCGUCUUAUCGCAUCGUUCGCUGUUGGUCGACGUCUCACUCACGUAUCAGUGUCGCUUUUCUCUAAUCGACCUCAAGUAUUAUUUGGACUUAGGCGUUACUACAGCAAAUACAGAAUGAUGAAAGCCGUUGGACGUGCACCUUACGUCAGAGGAGGAACAAAUACCGGUCGAGCUCUGAAUUUCAUUCGUAGGGUUGUGUUUAAAUUGAACGGGCGAAAACGAGGAGGAUCUCGACGAAAGGUACUUAUUGUAAUAACGGAUGGACGUUCAGAAGACAACGUUAAGGAACCAGCCAGAAAACUAAAAGCAGCCGGCGUUGGUAUCAUAAGUAUAGGUAUUGGCAAAAACUACUUGCAGCGUGAACUACAAACCAUGGCUACCAACCGACGAUUUGUUUUUACAUCUGCAUUCCGCUCCAUGCAAAGGAUUGCAACUAUGGUCAAACGAAGAGCAUGCUUCAAACCUAAGCCUGUCCGUCCGUCAGGAGGUCCCAGGCCCCACGGUCGAGUUUGUGGUCGACGUAUAGACCUUGCCUUUAUCGUAGACGGUUCUGGAAGCAUUGGAGCAAAGAAUUUCAGGCUUACCAUCAAUUUCAUCAGGCAUAUCGUCUCGUCUUUCCAGAUAUCUCCCUCAAAGACCAGAGUUGCCGUUUUGGUAUACAAUACACGUGCAUUCCGUGCCUUCAGCUUUGGACAAAAACCAACCUUGAGAUUAGUACUUUACAGUCUGAGCCGAAUUCCGUACAUCAAAGGAGGAACCAAGACUGGGCUAGCCAUCACUACUGCUCACAAGUUCUUCUUUAGAGGAAAAACUACUCGAUCUCGAGUAGCUAUUGUACUGACCGAUGGCAAAUCCUACGAUGAUGUAUCUAGGCCAUCGAGAAACCUUCGAAAAGCAGGCGUGAGAAUAAUCGCUGUUGGGACUGGGACCAAGUACAGCGUAACUCAGCUGAGACAAAUUGCUACUGGAAGAGCAAGUGUAUUUACCUCCAAUUUUAAAUCCAUGCUGAAUAUCGUUCGUCUUAUCAAACGCAAAGCUUGUUAUGGCAGACCAAUUCGCCCGAGCGGUAGACGCCCAAGACCUUAUUCCAGACGACCCGGAGGAAGACAUCCUUCACGGCCAAAACGGCCAAGGAGACCAAAACGAAAGUAUUAUAUCAAGAAGCGUGGUUGCUGGAGAGAAAACGUAAAGAGAAACUUUCCAAGGCUUCUUGGUGUUUUCUUUGGAAAAAACGCCAUACAACGAUGUAUGCGCGCGACACUUCGCAAAGGCUUCAAAAUUUUUGCAAUUUACAAUGGACGAUUCUGUCGAUCAGGUCGAAAAUCCCAUCAGAAAUACAGGAGAUAUGGACGAUCUAAGAACUGUGGUAUAAGAGGACGAGGUGGCAAAUGGGCAAACAGUGUGUACACCAUUCACAAAGGCCGUGGAGGACGACCUGGACGCAAACGACCUGGACGUAGACGACCUGGCCGUGGAGGACGACCUGGCCGUAGGAAACGACCAGGCAGAAAUAAUCGUCUGAGAGUAUUAUUACUUAAGCGCCUAAGACGCUUACGUAAAAAAAGACUUGCUCAAGCAAAACGAAUUUAUCGGAAACGUCUUCAACAGAUAAAACGCAAGCGAGAUCGUGCACGCAAGUUAUUGAGACAAAAAAGACGACGAAUUCAGACUCUACUUAAAAAGAAAAUGAAGCAACAAAGGUUGCGAUUUUUGAAUAAGCUGCGUCGCUUGAGAAGACUCAGAAGGAAAAAACGUACCAGAAAGAUCAGAGCUCUCAAGCGCAAGAGAAAUAGGCAAAAAAGACGAUUAAAAAAAUUGAAAAAAUCCUUCCUAAGACGCCUUAAAAGAGCAAAGAUAAGACGAUUGCGUUUGGCCCGACUCCGUAAGAAAGCCUUGCGAAAGCGGCUACGACAGCAAAAGAGAAGAAUAAGGAAAGCACGUUUAAGGCGAUUACGUCUAAUGAAAAUUAAAAGGCUUCGAAGUAAACGCGCUAUAGCACGUGCUCGGCGGCGUAAAGCAUUAAUUCAAAAGAGAUUACGACAAUUGCGUCAACUUUAUAUCAAACGAAGACGUGAGAAGCUACGCAAAUUCAAACAACGUAGGCGUAAGGAGCUGCGGCGUCAGCGAAAGCGACUUGCAAGAAUGAAACGCCGUUCAAGGAAAAUAAUAAAAGCCUUAAAGAAGAAAGGAAAAACACAAAAAUUGAAGCGAUAUCUUCGUUAUCUAAAGAAUCGUAAACUCGCCUUGAAACGACGCCAGCGUAGAGCAAGGCAACGGCUUCUGCGCAAACGGCGAAGACGAUUGAGACAACUGAGACGUCUUGCUCAGAGAAGACGAAGGCAAAUCAAACGUGGACGCCUGGCAAAACUGCGUGCUAUGAGAUUACGCAAUCUUCGAAAAAGUCGAGCCCGAGCUCGAGCCCGUAAACUUGCCGCAUUACGACGAAAAACAUUAGCAAAGGUGAAAAACAUGUACCUAAAACGCCGCCGUAGGUUAAUGAUUCAAGCAAAGCGUCUCCAUAGGAGAAGGGUUAUGAUGAGAAAACGAAGGCUUGCUCGCUUCAGGCGUAUUAGAAGAAGGCGUCGCCGACUAUUCCAACGUCUUCAAAAGAAGUUGAUGUUGAGAAAGAAAUUUAGGCGAUUAAAACGAUUGCUAAAAAGACGUAGGCGUCUUCAGAAACGUUUAGCACGUCGUCUUAAAUUACAGCGACUUAAGAUUCUAAAAGCAAGAAAGCUUCACCAACGCAAUCUGAGAAGACGCUUAAGAAAGCUAAAAAGAGUGUAUGCUCGACGAAGAAGACAAGUCAAACGAGCCCGUAAGUUCCAGUUACAAAAAAUGCGCGUUUUCCAUUUGCGUAAUAAGAGAGCACGUUUACUAGCCAAACUUCGCCAAAAGAAACUUCGCCGACUGCGCCAACUCGCCAGAAAACGAAAACGAGCAGCGCUGAUUAGAGCUAGACGACUACGCAAUCGAAAAAUGAAAUUGUUAUUACGAAGACGAGCAAAGUUAAGACGCCUUGCUCAUCGUCAGAGAAUGCUUCUUUUGCGCCGAACGAUGAAACUUAGGCGUCAGCGAAAAUUGCGUAGAUUAAAGCAAUUCCUACGAAGGCAGAGGGCUAAACAACGACGCCUUGCUCGUCUUCGGCGACUACAGAGACAGCGCCUUCGCAAAAUACUUCGACUUCGCAAGCUGAAAAGGAAGAGAUACUUGGCAGCGCUGAAGCGUCGUUUUCUGAAGCGAAAGCGUCAGAUACAAAGAGCUAAGCUGUACCGUCUAAAAAAAAUACGCCUUCGUCGUUUACGUAAAAGAGCUCGUAGCGCGAGAAACAAAAAGUUACAACGAUUACGACGAAAACGCCUGGCACAAGCCAGGGUCCUUUACAAUAGAAGACUUCGCCAAAAGCGUCAUCAACUAAGAAAAUCAAUUCGUAAACUCGACCGGCAGAAGAGAAGACAUCUUGCUCACAUUCGACGUCAAGAGCAAAGAUACAAUACCUACGUUAUGGCUCAAGAAAAGCGUUUUAUGAGAUAUCGCUGGUACUCUCACUUGAGAAAGUUGAGAUUUAGAAAAAAGGUACAAAUUCGGAAAUUUGCGCGUAUCCGUCACUCUUUUACUUCAAGAAUAACAAGAGCGAAAGCAUGGGUAAUAAAGCAGUUCAGACAUGGGAAGCGAAUACUAAGAAAGAAUCUACGUAAUCGUCAAAAAUGGAUCAACCGUGCUGGUUUUUUUCAGCUGAGCCGAAUGUCAUUCCUUGGAAAACACCUUCGUAACAAGAAGCAAUACAGACGAGAUCUACGCCGUAAGAAACUACGAAAGCGAAAGCUAAUGGAUCUACGAAAAUUGUUCUUGAUGCGAAAAAAGGCUGUAAUUCGUAAAGCAAAAAGGCAACUCAAACACAUGCAACGUUUAUAUGCGCGCCAGAAAAGUUUACAAAGGAAAAAGAUUAAUCGAAUAACGAAGAAGAUGAUGCGCCACAAUCUUAUCAAGGAGAAGAGAAAAUUUUUGCUAAAUCAAAGAAAGCUACAACGGCUACAUCGAUUCCGCUUCCAGAGGUUUAAGAGGCUGUUGAGACGAAACUUGAGGAAGAAGCUGAGUAUAAUGCACCACAGGGUACGUGUAUGGAAGAGACAGAUAUUAGCAUCCAAAACCUAUAAACUACGAAAUAUAAAGAUCAGACGUCUUAAAAUAGACAGAAAACGACUUCGUGCGCUUAUAGCUCAGCAUAGACGUGCUCAUAUGAAAGUGUUCCGUACACACAGACGAAUUGUUAAACAAAGAUUUAGAAUGAAAGGCAAAGGAAGACGUGGACGUGGCUUGACAAGGAGAGGCAAAGGAAGACGUGGACGUGGACGCUUGAGAAGGAGAGGCAAAGGAAGACGUGGACGUGGCUUUAGAAGGAGAGGUAAAGGAAGACGUGGACGUGGACGCUUUAGAAAGAGAGGUAAAGGGAGACGUGGACGUGGCUUGAGAAGGAAAGGCAAAGGGAGACGCGGACGUGGGCGUAGAUACGGAGGCAGACGCAGUGGCCGAAGAGGAAAGAAGAGAGGAGGUAUCCAGCACCAAGCGAAAGGAUCAAUGGACUUUAGCACAGCAGAUUAUUACUGGCCUUUCCAUCACGAACUACAUGGAGACAGCACCGACUCACGACAUGGGUUAGCUGCACAUCUGGAAGAUGGCGCCAAGAUAGAACAUAAUGUUGCCACAACAACGCAUAAAGGCAAACAUAAGGGAUGGAUAUCUCUUGGUGACUUCGCAGAUAAAUGCUUCAGCGAUCCUUCAAGAUGCCAAGGUAACGGAAUGACUGUCAUAACACGAAUCAAACUCGAUCAAGAAAGCAUCAACAGUAAACCUAGUGCGUACAUUAUGUCAACUGGAGGACAAACAACCAAGGCUCGUGGAUUUGCUCUUUUGAGACUGGCUAAGAAGUAUAUCUUGAUACUGAGUACCAAAGAUCGACAAUGGAAACUUGAAACUAAAGACAUACCAAAGGGAUGGUUUGAUCUUGCAUUCACUUGGGAAAACAAGAACCUUUUAAAGCUGUUUGUCAAUGGUAAAGCUGUAGCAAGUGCUAAAGGAACAAAGGUUUCACGACCAGACGAUUCUUAUACGACUUUCACUAUUGGCAAGCCAAAUAACUCACCCAUGGUACAACACAGGAUGCCUUUGUCCAUGGAGAAAUUCGCCCUCUGGGAAAGACCUUUAACUGAACAAGAGAUCAAGAACUUUGCUAGUGAAGAUACGAAUGCAGAAGAGGAUUCCAUUGACGAACAACAGUACUAGGCUAGAGUAAAGACCAAUAUCAGCAACUGACAUUAACCCAGAUAAAGAAGACAAGAAAAACAAGAAAACUUUCUCCCAUACGAUAUCCUACGGCAACUAACGUGCGUUAACCUGCCUUGCAAUACGUCUCGUAUUAAUAAUUUACUAGUAGCUUAGUUGUAGCUCUGGCAACUGUCACCAUGGUGACAUAAUACUUAAAAUGAAAACCAAUGGAGUACAUUUGUAGCAUUCACAUUAAAUACGCUGUUUCUUUAACCUUUCUGGUUACCAAUGACUGCGGAUUAAACAACUGUCUAUUCCACGACACCACCGUUUAAUACUAGCUGACGUCAUCUUGCCGUGUAAUGUACUAAAGUAUGUUAAUGGUACCCGAUGGAGUCUGUGGCGUUGUGGCAUUGGCUUUAGUAUUUUCAUGUUAGCCUCGCAUUCGAGAUAAUUUCAAGAAGGGUGCUAUAACAGUAGAUUUUAGUCACACAUGGUUUUAAACGAGUAGAAUAUUAUUGAUUUUAAACUCUCCGCGCUAAAUAUGUAACACGUAUCAUGAAAUAUAGAAUAAAGAUAGUGAACAGAAUAAGUCUUGUAUAGUCUUGUACCUUGCCUUGUCCUGAUGAAAUUAAAACUGCUCAAACUUAA
This is a messenger RNA of Actinia tenebrosa (Australian red waratah sea anemone), 19047 nucleotides long. RefSeq lists its product as uncharacterized. The record is from RefSeq and is a predicted model, not a curated record. NCBI's taxonomy places the organism in Eukaryota, Metazoa, Cnidaria, Anthozoa, Actiniaria, Actiniidae.